CCGCAAAAUGGCUCCGCGCGAUGCGUUUGGCCAUCGUUUGUUGUUACAUUUCGCAAAAGUUAGAAACUUUGUAAACUGUUGAACAAAAUUGACAUUUUGUAUCAGGAGGACAUGAGCGCGGAAGAGGUGUUCUUUAUUUUGCACAAAAACAGAGUCCCGCGAACGCGCGAUUUUUGUUGCCUUUCACUCGCGAAUUCGAGCGGCGGCUAUCUUUUUCCGCAUUCCCGGAUCGCCUGACUAUUCUAAUGAAUAGUUUCGCGGAUUAAGCACUCUUCGAACUAUUUACCGUUUCCUGUGCGACGCUUUCAAAGGUUAUUCGCUCGCUUGAACUCGGAAAUCGAUAAUUAAAUCGAUUCUUCUUGGGGGAAUUACGAGAUAUUUUGAUCGGGAGGAUCGAAGAGAGGCUUUUCGGAAUGAUUUAUAAAUCAUUAAGGUAUAAGAAGUUUAAAUUUGUACACGGAUGUAGGGUAAAACUGUAAUAUUGUUUUGUACACGUCUCUUUGUUGGAACUAUUUCUUAUGGGUUUUUAUGGUGCAAAACAUAAAGAAGUGAAAUGUAAUUUGUGGUUUUUCGUUAUGGAAUACUAGGAGAAGGUAAACAAAUUAAUGAUGUUUUGAUGUAUGACUUUAUGAAAGUCGAAUACCUCGCUUAAUUGAUUAAAGAUGUUAAUGGUAUAAUGUUCGAAGAAUGGGUUGAGGUGUUUGUAUAUAUUUUUGUAUAUUGUUUACCUUGUUUCCGUUGAGUAUCCUUGGAUGUAGUCUGCGGACACGUGGAAUGUAAGUUUGACAUUAGUCACGUGCAUAAUCACGUGUUCGAGGGAAGCUGAAAAUAAUUUACAUGUAAAAGCAUCAAAUUUUGAAAUGGACGCGAACAAUGAGUCGGAUUUACAAAAGUUGUUCAGUGAAUCGUUAAUCAACGAUGAUGUUUUUACGGUAGCGACGACUGUGGACACAGGUUUCGAAUGGCAAGCGGUGGAUGAAUGCAAAGAAAAAUUGAAUAAAAAUGUUCAGAUUGUUAAGGAGCGCGGAAAAAUCUUCUUUAAUAUAUAUCGGAAUCAAUUUGAACAAGUACAACAAAUGAGAUCAAUAGAUAAUAUAUUUAUAAUUGCCGAUGUAAGAAAAUUUGAGUUUACUGGGUCUGGUAAAGAAGCUGAUCUUCAGCUAUUUAAAGAUUCAGUUCACAAUAGUAUGAAAUUAGAAAAAAGCUUAGAUGCUUGGAAAUCUAUUACUAGUUUCCAAGGGAAAAUAUAUCCCACUAUUGAAGAGUAUAAUAUAGCAGAAAAAGACCGCAAACUUUCAAAUACAGUUACCUCUGUCGCAACACAUAAAGGUAGAAAAAGAGGUCAAGAUCCAUCUGAAGCUAAAGAAAAUGAAAUUCUCAGAUACAGAGUAACAUGUGAAAGAAGUGGUAAUCACUCAUUUGAAUCGGCAGAUGUUGCUAGAGCAAUUGGAGGAGAAUUACAAGAUAAAUAUUGUUGGCUUGUGGAUUUAUCUACAUAUUAUUUAGAAGUUGUUUGCAAAUUAACUGACAAUGAACUGGUAACACAUUUACGCGUUACUCAUGAAUCUAAGCAUCGUAGAAAUAUUAUGUGUUUUGGACCAACUACUCUUAGGGCAACUGUAUGUUAUAACUUACUACAAUUAGCUCAACCUAAAACAGGAGAUAUAAUAAUUGACCCAAUGUGUGGUGGUGGAUCUAUUCCAAUAGAGGCUGCUUUAGUUUACUCUCAGUCUUAUGUUAUUGGUGGUGACAAUCAUAUAAAAGCUGUAACUAGAACAAGGUCUAAUAUUGAUGCAUCUGCCUCUAGAUGUAAAAUUGAUUUAAUAAAUUGGAGUGUAUCACAAUUACCACUUAAGGAUUGUUAUGUUGAUAUUGUUGUCUCAGAUAUGCCAUUUGGAAAAAGAAGUGGACGAAUGGUAGAUAACAGAAUACUUUAUAAACAAUUUUUGAUAGAAUUAGGACGAAUCCUGAAGACAUCUACAGGUCGAACAGUUUUGCUUACUUACGACAGACGCAGUUUUAAUAUGGCUUUGCAAACAGCUGGAGACAUGUUUUGGGUAACAAAAAUGCUAGGUGUAAAUAUAGGUGGUCUACAUGCUGCUGUUUAUGUUAUGAAAAGGACCAAUGUACUUUAUGAGAAAUAUAAAUCUAAAAGCAGCAAACGUAUACCUCCAAAAAUAAUUGAAGGUAGAAAUUUGUAAGCUUUGUUAAUUUAUAUUACAAAAGAAAUUCUAAUAUUUUUGUUAUAAGUUAAUAUUCAUAAGAGUUUAAUAAAACAGAAUUUUUAUAUUUCUUAUAAAAA
This is a messenger RNA of Nomia melanderi (Alkali bee), 2302 nucleotides long. RefSeq names its product tRNA (guanine(6)-N(2))-methyltransferase THUMP3. Lineage: Eukaryota; Metazoa; Arthropoda; Insecta; Hymenoptera; Halictidae. Gene Ontology annotation, biological process: tRNA methylation. The record is from RefSeq and is a predicted model, not a curated record. Gene Ontology annotation, molecular function: tRNA (guanine) methyltransferase activity.